AGGGGCUCUGGGGUUAUAGCUUGGAGCGAGGCACCCAGGGGCCAAGUCUUGAGGCGUCCUGGAGGGACGUGAGCUGGCAUGAAGCGGCGAAAAGGCGACGGUGCCGACUCCGAGGUGGGUCAAGGGCCGGCACAGGAGUCGCGAUCCUCGGACUCUUCCGCGCUCCAGUUCCGGAUAAGCGAGUACACGCCGCUCAACAUGGGAGUGGAACAGCCCCGGAGCCCGGAGCUGAGGCAGGAAAACGUCACCCAAUACGAAGAUGGCGGGGCUCCGGUGGGAGAUGGCGAUGCGGGCACCCAACAGCCCGAGGACCUCCCUCAGAAUCCUCCAGAAGAUCCCCCUCAGGAUCCCCCCGAGGAUGAUAGCACCUGUCAGUGCCAGGCCUGUGGGCCUCAGCAAGGCGCCGGUCCAGAUCUUGGUUCCUCCAAUGAUGGCUGCCCUCAGCUCUUCCAGGAGCGGUCAGUCAUAGUGGAGAAUUCCUCAGGCCGUGGCAGCACUUCCGAGCUUCUCAAACCCAUGAAGAAGAGGAAGCGCAGGGAAUACCACAGCCCAUCAGAGGAGGAGUCUGAGCCAGAAGCCAUGGAGAAGCAAGAAGAAGGAAAGGAUCCAGAGGGACAACCCACCACUAGUAUCCCAGAGAGUGAGGAGUGGAGCAGCAGCCAGCCUGCGACAGGUGAGAAGAAGGAAGGCUGGUCAUGGGAGUCCUACCUAGAGGAGCAGAAGGCCAUCACUGCCCCAGUCAGCCUCUUCCAGGACUCCCAGGCAGUCACUCAUAACAAGAAUGGCUUCAAACUGGGGAUGAAGUUGGAAGGCAUUGACCCUCAGCACCCGUCCAUGUAUUUCAUUCUCACCGUGGCUGAGGUGUGUGGCUAUCGCCUACGUCUGCACUUUGAUGGGUAUUCCGAGUGCCAUGACUUCUGGGUCAAUGCCAACUCCCCUGACAUUCACCCUGCUGGCUGGUUUGAGAAGACUGGGCACAAGCUGCAGCCUCCCAAAGGUUACAAGGAGGAGGAGUUCAGCUGGAGCCAGUACCUGCGCAGCACAAGAGCUCAGGCUGCCCCCAAGCACCUGUUUGUGAGCCAGAGCCACAGCCCCCCACCCCUGGGCUUCCAGGUGGGCAUGAAGCUGGAGGCUGUUGACCGCAUGAACCCGUCCCUCGUCUGUGUGGCCAGUGUGACCGACGUGGUGGACAACCGCUUCUUGGUGCACUUUGACAACUGGGAUGAUACUUACGACUACUGGUGUGAUCCCAGCAGCCCCUAUAUCCACCCGGUGGGCUGGUGCCAGAAGCAAGGAAAGCCCCUUACCCCUCCACAAGACUACCCAGACCCUGACAGCUUCUGUUGGGAGAAAUAUCUGGAAGAAACUGGGGCCUCCGCUGUGCCCACCUGGGCCUUCAAGGUGCGACCCCCUCACAGCUUCCUGGUCAACAUGAAGCUGGAGGCUGUGGACCGCAGGAACCCAGCCCUGAUCCGUGUGGCCAGCGUGGAAGAUGUGGAGGACCAUCGGAUAAAGCUCCAUUUUGAUGGCUGGAGUCAUGGCUAUGAUUUCUGGAUCGACGCUGACCACCCAGACAUCCACCCUGCGGGCUGGUGCUCCAAGACAGGACAUCCCUUGCAGCCUCCUCUCCCCCCCAGAGAGUCCAGCUCUGCCUGCCCUGGGAGCUGUCCCCCUCUUAGCUAUCGGAACCUGCCCAACACUAAGACCUCCAAAUAUAGCUUUCACCACCGGAAGUGCCCCACUCCUGGUUGUGAUGGCUCUGGCCAUGUCACAGGCAAGUUCACAGCUCACCACUGCCUGUCGGGCUGCCCACUGGCCGAGAGGAACCAGAGCCGGCUGAAAGCAGAGCUGUCUGACACAGAGGCCUCAGCCCGCAAGAGGAAUCUCUCAGGCCUGUCCCCUAGGAAGAAGCCUCGCCAUCACGGCCGAAUUGGACGCCCUCCCAAGUUUCGGAAGAUUCCGCAGGAAGAUUUCCAGACACUCACCCCUGGUGUCAUGCAACAGUCCCUCUUCAUGUCUGCCUUGUCUGCCCACCCUGACCGCUCACUCUCAGUGUGCUGGGAGCAGCACUGCAAGCUCCUGCCAGGAGUGGCAGGUAUCUCAGCCUCGACAGUCACCAAGUGGACCAUCGAUGAGGUCUUCGGCUUUGUUCAGACCCUGACAGGUUGUGAGGACCAAGCACGUGUCUUCAAAGAUGAGAUGAUUGACGGCGAGGCCUUCCUUUUGCUGACACAGGCGGACAUUGUGAAGAUCAUGAGCGUCAAGCUGGGCCCAGCCUUGAAGAUCUAUAACGCCAUUCUCAUGUUCAAAAAUGCUGAUGACACCUUAAAGUGA
Molecule: messenger RNA, 2334 nt
Organism: Propithecus coquereli (Coquerel's sifaka)
Lineage: Eukaryota; Metazoa; Chordata; Mammalia; Primates; Indriidae
Gene: L3MBTL1
Product: l(3)mbt-like 1 (Drosophila)
Exons: 19
Coding region: 79-2334 (751 amino acids)
Biological process (GO): regulation of DNA-templated transcription
Cellular component (GO): nucleus
Molecular function (GO): protein binding; zinc ion binding
Source: RefSeq, a predicted model, not a curated record